Molecule: messenger RNA, 1711 nt
Organism: Cyclopterus lumpus (lumpfish)
Lineage: Eukaryota; Metazoa; Chordata; Actinopteri; Perciformes; Cyclopteridae
Gene: elovl1a
Product: ELOVL fatty acid elongase 1a
Exons: 8
Coding region: 321-1283 (320 amino acids)
Biological process (GO): fatty acid elongation, polyunsaturated fatty acid; fatty acid elongation, monounsaturated fatty acid; very long-chain fatty acid biosynthetic process
Cellular component (GO): endoplasmic reticulum; endoplasmic reticulum membrane
Molecular function (GO): fatty acid elongase activity
Source: RefSeq, a predicted model, not a curated record
AUUAACUUGAAUGAUCUCAGUCCCAUAGUUGUCAUAGCUGGCCUCUCACAUUUGACUAAUCUUGCUUCCUUUCCCCAUCUCUUACCUGUGAAACGUUCAGCUUCUUUUGGAUUGCUUGUAAAAAAAGAAGGAAUCAGGGACAUUUGAGGAAGGCUUUGAGACUACCACCCACGGAACGGCUCUGCAUGUAUGUGCUUCACCUCUCACUCAUUGAUCAGUUUCUCUGGGUUGAGUGCUGCCUGCCUUGGCUGUGCAGCUGCUUUCCUCUCACACAGGAGUGAGUGCCGAGGACUUGUGCUGUGCCGUGGUUUUAUUGGUAAAUGGAACAAGGAGUCACCAUGCUGCAAGAAGCUGAACCAAACAUUUUAAAAUUCCAAAAAUUUUUGGACUCGUGGAUUGAUGUCCGAGUAAGGGACUACCCACUGAUGCAGGAACCCAUAAAGAUGACCACCAUCCUGAUAGCCUAUGUUAUCUUCUCAAAAUACAUUGGACCUCGCAUUAUGGCAAACCGUAAGCCCUUCCGUCUCAACACGGCCAUGAUAAUCUACAACCUCAGCAUGGUUUUAUUGAACGCCUACGUGGUGUACGAGUUCCUCGUGGCUGGCUGGGGCACCACUUACACGUGGAGAUGUGACCUUGUUGACACGUCAACCAGCCCAAUGACUUUCCGGAUGAUUCGAGUGUGUUGGUUGUUUUAUUUUUCAAAAUUUUUGGAACUCCUUGACACAGUGUUCUUUGUGCUGAGGAAGAAGCAAGGCCAGAUCACAUUUCUCCACGUGUUCCAUCACUCCUUCAUGCCCUGGACGUGGUGGUGGGGCGUCACCCUGACUCCUGCUGGAGGAAUGGGCACCCUCCAUGCCAUGGUGAAUGCAGCCGUCCACGUCGUCAUGUACUUCUACUACCUACUCUCUGCUGCUGGACCUCGCUUCCAGAAAUACCUUUGGUGGAAGAAAUACAUGACCGCCAUUCAGCUUAUACAGUUUGUUCUGGUCUCCAUUCACGUCAGCCAAUACUAUUUCAUGGAGAAGUGCGACUACCAGGUUCCUAUGUGGAUCCACCUGAUUUGGAUGUAUGGCGUCUUCUUCUUCCUCCUCUUCUCCAACUUUUGGAUUCAGGCCUACAUAAGGGGAAAGCGGCUUCCUGCCAUGGAGGAAAAGCCCAAACAGAACGGCUCAACCAGUGAAGCUAUCUCCGUGGUGGCCAAUGGGAAACACCUGGAGAAUGGGAAUGCGCACCACCAUACCAACGGCAAAAUCUUCCUGGGAAAAGUAAAGGAAAUCUGACUCUCUAGAGCUACCUUGGAAAUGUCACGCGUAUCUAGCAUAUUGAAAUGGCAUCGAUUUCGAUAUGUCACUUCUAAACUACACAAUUUCUAUAUAAAUCUACUUUUCUUAUGCACACUUGUCGGGAUAUGUGUUUUGGUGGUGAACGCCGCUUGCCACAUUGUGAUUGUUAGUCGUUGUGAAAACUAUUAACUGUGAUAAACAUUGUACGGGAAUUGGUGCUCAUUUUGUCACAGAGUAUUCCUCAACUCAGGCUUGACCCACACAAGUCCAAUCCACACUACUGGGCUGGCAUUGUUGCACCGUUUCCACUGAAGACCAGCACAUAUAUACACAACUUCUAUAGACUUUGUCAAAACAAAGCUUUCAAUGUAAAUGUAAAAUAUUUAGUUUUCUGUUUUUAUUUAUCUUUUGAAAUAAAACUUGUU